Molecule: messenger RNA, 747 nt
Organism: Guillardia theta CCMP2712
Lineage: Eukaryota; Cryptophyceae; Pyrenomonadales; Geminigeraceae
Exons: 2
Coding region: 137-607 (156 amino acids)
Source: RefSeq, a predicted model, not a curated record
GAACGGGACGCCCUUGCUGAACUCGAACAACUCGCCCACGGUCAGCCCCAUGUUGAGCUCGUGCGAUACAGUCGCUGGAGCUCAGAAGAGAAAGAUAUCGAGCCCCUUCCUCUCCUUCUCUCCCUCCUCUCAGCCGAUGACGUCUCUCCCUGUAAAUAAUAAGCGGUUCGCUUCCUCCAAGAGCUCGGCGCCCUGCACGUCUUCGCUAUGGCAGCCAACUGGAAGGCUGUCGGUGUUGAGCUCGGGCAAUGAGAAUAUGGCAAAGAGCGGGGAUAGGCAGCCCUCUUCGUUCAGCUUCCAAGACGGCAUCAACUUCGGGCACAGCCAUGACGGACACGAUGGAGUGAACCCGGCCAGCCCUGCACUGUCAGCGCAGUCGUGCGGGAGCAUGUCUUCCUACUCUCUGGGGCUGCAGUCUACCAGCCAUGGGGCUAGAGAAGAGGCGCCGACUAGUGGACUGAUCGACCAGACGGUGGCGGUGCUGAAAGAGUACCAGAACAGCCCUGAGAUGCGAAUGGCGGGGUCGAGUCAGAUCCUUCCGCUGCCCAGCCCCCUCAUCAGCCCGCUGAUCGGGCCGAUGAUGGCGCCGAAGAUGACAGAGGCAUGAGAGGGAAGGAGCGUACCUCCUCUCCUCGAUGCCCCCUUCCUACUUGUCAAACUAUCUCCCUUUGUACAGAAACUCUUGCGACAGUAAUGUUUUUCUCUUGCUACUUUUUUGAAGAAUGCUUGUAAUCAAUGAUGAAAUUC